Molecule: messenger RNA, 1802 nt
Organism: Melitaea cinxia (Glanville fritillary)
Lineage: Eukaryota; Metazoa; Arthropoda; Insecta; Lepidoptera; Nymphalidae
Exons: 11
Coding region: 192-1730 (512 amino acids)
Source: RefSeq, a predicted model, not a curated record
AGUGGUAUACUAUCCAGCUCCAUUAAGAGAAUGGCUUCGUCUAUAACUUUAGUUUGUGAGUCAGAGGCUUCGUCUGCGCACGCGACCGUGCGAUAAGUAAAGAGGCUUAAAGACGAGCUUCGCGGUUUGAUACAUUUUCGAUAAAUGUGUUAAAAAUAAUUAGUGCAAAAAAAAUAAAUAAAUCAGUCGAAAUGAGAAAAACAAUUUCAUUGCUGUUACUGGCGGUAUUAAUUUCGCAGACAUAUUCCGCUCCGCAGUUCAUUACCUUUAGCGAUGGAAAACUUGGAGUAAAUUUUGGUGGUUAUCAUGCUGGUGUUGGUCUUGGAGGCUUAUUAGAUGGCGGUGCUGGGGGAGGAUUAUACGCUGAAGCGGGCACUCCAACCGGCCAGUCGGCAAGAGCAGGCCUCGGUGGAGUUGUUAGCGAAAAUGGAGGCGCAUCAGGAGGUCUAUAUGCGGGGGCGACAGCUGGUGGAAAUAUAAAAGCAUCAGCUGGACUUGGCGGUGGAGUAACAGCUGAGAAAGCAGCAGGUGCAGGAUAUGCUUCGGCUCAAGCUGGCAACAACUACGCCGCGGCUGGAAUGGGUGGGGAAUCAUCAGUAGCCGGAUCAUCAGAUUUUUCUUUUUCGGGCCAACACGAAGUAGUUGUUCCAGUACAGACCGUUGAAGUUAAACCAAUACAUAAAUCGGUUCAUGCGGAAUUUAACCUUGAUGCUAUUAAUGAAGUAAAACCUUUACAAAACGUGCACACCGAAGUAAACACUGAUAUUGAAAAAAAAGUUGUACAUGAAACUGUACAACCAGUCGUCGUUAAAGAAGUGAGUAAUAUUUGGAGUCCGCUAGUUGGAGCGAGUGAACCUAUCCAUUUAUUAGAUGAUAUUCAAUUUGCUAUCAAUUCCAUUUUUAAUUUGGCAAUUACAGCAGGUUUUAAUCACAAAUCAAGGGUACAAUCGCAUCAAAAUUUCGAUAAUCUUUUACCUCAGGUAUAUGUGGAACCAGAAACUACUAAAGUAGUACAUAAAGAAAUCAUUCGUACACAUCACAAACCCCGUCGCCAUCAUUUCCGCAAAACAGCUUUUCUAGGCGGAUAUAUUGGAGGUCAAGGCGAUAUUGUGGGACCAACCGUUUAUAAAACUGUAGAACCGCAAAUUCAAAAGAGAAUAGAUGUUAGUGCAGAAUCUUCAGUUAAUACUGGUGCUGAAGCUUCUGUUAACGCCGGUGCAGCAGUAGGAGGUUAUCAUGCAGGCGGUGUGGGCGCCAGUCAUACUUACACAAAACAAAUAACUUAUCAAAGGAGUCCCACAUUCUUCGCGGAUAUUUUUAACAUUCCGAUAUCAACACUAAAGGCAGUUGGUAGCUUUUUAGGAAAUACCGCAGCGAACACUAAUAUUUCCGUACAAAAAUCAGCGAGUGUACAUGCAGAAUCGAAAUCAUUAACAACUGAUCCAUCAUCGUCCUCUCUAUCAUCGUCAUCAUCAGCUCAUGUUUCUGUUGAAACACCGAGCGCUUCAAAAUUCAUUGAUGAUAUUUUCGCUAUACCAAUCAACACUCUCGGCGCUGUUAACAAAUUCCUAGAAAAUAAUGUUACGGGAAAGAAAAAUGUUCAGAUAGCUGAAGACGGAGCAGUCAGAUCACUGAAGCCUAGGCUUGGACCUCAUGCAAGAAGACGAGCCAACAAGCAAGCUGUAGUUAUUCAAGAAGAAAUACCACAAGUAUCUGACAUAAAAAACUAAGGGUGUGAGGUUAACACGUUAUAUGAUAGACUUGUGAAAAAAAUAUAGUAAAUAAUGCGUUGUGAAGUACAA